ACUGGACCAUUCGUAACACAUCGAUCGAUCUCGGACGAUUACGGAAACGGCCGCUCCGAGCUCGACCUCGAAAAUCGCGUUGGAAAUCAGUUACCAACAUCACCAACAACUGAAACUUCACUGAUGGAAUUUAUUGGUAUAUAUCUCGCACGAACGCUACCAUCACGCAUCAUUAACAUUCCCCACUACUCGCUGAGUCGCUCGCAGCCAUCCCUCGAAUAUGGGAUCAUUUGAGACUAAGCUAUUCGACGGUGUCAUGGUGGUGUACGAUUGGGUACUAACACUUGGACAAGAGAUCGAAUUGAUCUGGAGGCGACGCUGGUCUCUCGUAACUGUGCUGUAUCUGAUUAUCCGUUAUGUUGGAAUACCAUAUUCUGUUGUUCAUGUUCUGCAGUAUAUUCGACUGGUCUCGCUAACAGAUGCAGUGAGUAUUCUGCAAUCAUUUGCUUCCUAUCCAAUGACUGCAUUCAUUUGUAGGGGUGGAUGUGAUUCUGACCAUUGAACUUGGCUCGACAUAAUGACUCAAUAGGUAUGAGUCGGAGUGUUUGAUCCUGCUACCAUGGUGAUCAAUAAUUGGGUGUUUAAGGC
Suillus plorans is the source of this 588-nucleotide messenger RNA. RefSeq lists its product as uncharacterized. The transcript has 11 exons. Lineage: Eukaryota; Fungi; Basidiomycota; Agaricomycetes; Boletales; Suillaceae. The coding region runs from base 221 to 502 and encodes 93 amino acids. The record is from RefSeq and is a predicted model, not a curated record.